AUGGCUGGCCGUAGUCAAGAACAACACGGACAGUCCAGGGUUACCUUCACUACCUCAAACGUCAUCCACCAAGACAUUGCGCUCGCUCGAGCACAAGGACUGGCUGAAAUAUGUCACGACAAACGACAACAAGCCACGAACAAAUCGACCAUCGCACCGAAACAAAGAGAACAAACCGAUGGCUGCUUCAAUCAAAAAAUCAGCUUUGCUUCCAACCUCAAACGUCAGCGCUCCUGGACACCACUCUUGGAAGAUGUUGUCGAUGCCGGAUCAUCCCAACCAACCCGUCGUGCUGCAAAGCGAGUGAAGCGAGAGGAUAUUGACGUGUCUGCACCGAAGCCUGUGACACCGUUGCUGGAGGACUUGAUUACUUCUUACAGACGGAGUGCGUUUUGCUCGCCCGAGACCAGUUGUCACGCCGCGGAGUUGGUCUUCUUUGAGGGCGGCAUAGAAUUGUCGAGUAAGCUGUGA
Messenger RNA from Pleurotus ostreatus (oyster mushroom), 471 nucleotides. RefSeq lists its product as uncharacterized. NCBI's taxonomy places the organism in Eukaryota, Fungi, Basidiomycota, Agaricomycetes, Agaricales, Pleurotaceae. Bases 1 to 471 code for a protein of 156 amino acids. The transcript is spliced from 2 exons. The record is from RefSeq and is a predicted model, not a curated record.